Molecule: messenger RNA, 6006 nt
Organism: Pelodiscus sinensis (Chinese soft-shelled turtle)
Lineage: Eukaryota; Metazoa; Chordata; Testudines; Trionychidae
Gene: ABTB2
Product: ankyrin repeat and BTB domain containing 2
Molecular function (GO): protein heterodimerization activity
Source: RefSeq, a predicted model, not a curated record
UCUGCAAGGGAGCCGAGCGCCGCUUGCCUCUCUCAGGUUCUCCUGCUGCCUCGCUCCCUAAGGGCUGGAGCGUUGCUCGGGAGAGCUGCCUGGCGUAGGGUCUCUGCUCGUCUUCGGGACCCCGCCUCUCCCUGCCUGCUCAGCACCCCGUUCGCCGGGGAAUUGGCCUUGUCUAGAGACGCCGCAGUGACCUGCCCUAGGAGGAGGUUCCUUUGAUACCCCCCGGCGGGGACUGUUUUGAUACCGACACUCCCCCCUCCUUGUCCUUUCCAGACGGAAAAUGAAUGAUCUCAGCGUGCCUGUGGAAUGGAGACAGCUGGCACCCAGCAGCGCCUGAAGGAUCCUUUGAAGCAGAAGUGUGAACUUGCCUCUUCUCCGCAAUGUUAUAAGCUGCCCAGCGGUUCUCUUGGUCGUGCCGGCUUCUCUGGUCCACUAAAAGCAGCAGGGGUCUAGUUUCAUCUUCACCUUUCUGCGCCUCUAAGGGGCUGGACCGCAAGUCUUUCCUAUGGCUGGGAUAUACAGCUCUACUCUGAAGACCCUGGAGGAUUUAACCUUGGACUCUGGUUAUGGGGCAGGAGAUUCCUGCAGAUCCCUUAGUCUCUCUUCUUCUAAGUCCAACUCCCAAGCCUUCACAUCAUCUCAGCACAGGGGCAACUGGUGGUACUAUUCAGGCUCCAUGAACAGUAGGAAUAACAGCUGGGAUACGGUGAACACUGUUCUGCCAGAAGACCCUGAAGUUGCAGACAUCUUUUCCAAGUGUCCUAAACUGCCCGAACUAGAGGAAUUCCCUUGGACUGAUGAAGACAUUGGGAAAAUACUCAGAAAAGGAAAGGGGGGUGAAAAUAGCAGAAACUUUUCUCAGGAAGCAGUCAGGAGACUCUCUCAGCUACUUAGGAGAGCCCUGAUCAGGAUCUCCAGAGAGGCCCAACGACUGAGUGUAAUGCAUUCCAAGUGCACUAGAUUCGAGGUCCAAAGUGCCAUCAAGCUCAUCCAGAGCUGGUCGUUGUCAGAAAGCUGUGUCCUGGCUACUGCCCGCUCCUUGAGUGCAGGAGAUGGACUGAGGAAAGGCAAGUCAGCCCGAUGUGGCCUCACCUUCUCCGUGGGGAGGUUUUUCAGGUGGAUGGUGGACACUAGGAUCUCCGUAAGGAUCCAUGAGUAUGCAGCUAUCUCUUUGACAGCUUGUAUAGAGAAUCUGGUAGAAGAGAUCAAGGCCAGGGUUCUAGCUAGUCAGAGCCCAGAUGGAGGAGGAGGAGGAGAAAUAUCCUCUGAAAUCCUGGAGAUGGUCAUCAACAAUGAUGCUGAACUUUGGGGAGUAUUGCAGCCUUACGAGCAUCUCAUCUGUGGGAAAAAUGCUAAUGGUGUGCUGUCUCUGCCUGCCUACUUCAGCCCUUACAAUGAUGGCUCCAUAAGCAGUGAUGGACGGGCUGAUGCUUAUGCCCAGCUGGAGCUCCGAACUUUGGAACAGUCUCUCUUGGCGACUUGUGUUGGAAGCAUCUCAGAACUAAGUGACUUGGUAUCACGAGCAAUGCACCACAUGCAAUGCUUGAAUAAUACCUUCCGUCCUGGCAUGAGCCCUAGCCGUCAAACCAGGCAACAGCAGCCCAUCACCUGGUCCCCUGAUGCCCUCCAUACCCUUUACUACUUCCUACGCUGUCCUCAGAUGGAGUCCAUGGAGAACCCCAACCUGGAUCCACCAAGGAUGAUCCUGAAUAAUGAAAGGCCCUUCAUGCUUCUUCCCCCGCUGAUGGAGUGGAUGCGAGUGGCUAUUACUUAUGCUGAGCAUCGGCGCAGUUUAACUGUGGACAGCGAUGAUAUCAGACAGACGGCCAGGCUGCUUUUACCAGGACUGGACUGCGAACCACGGCAGCUGAAGCCUGAAUGCUGUUUCAGCUCCUUCCGAAGACUGGACGCUAAAGCUGCUACUGAAAAAUUCCAGCAGGAUCUGGGUUUCCGAAUGUUAAAUUGUGGAAGAACUGAUCUGAUCAACCAAGCUAUAGAGGUGCUGGGACCUGAUGGGGUUAACACAAUGGAUGAUCAGGGCAUGACCCCACUGAUGUAUGCCUGCGCUGCUGGAGAUGAAGCCAUGGUCCAGAUGCUGAUUGAUGCUGGCGCACAUUUGGAUAUACCAGUUCCUGGCAGCAAUCCCCGAUACCCCUCAGUCCAUCCUGACAGCCGGCACUGGACUUCGCUCACCUUUGCUGUGUUACAUGGACACAUCUCAGUAGUCCAGCUGCUCUUGGAUGCUGGUGCCCAUGUUGAGGGGUCUGCUGCUAACAGCGGUGAGGACAACUAUGCUGAAACCCCACUUCAGCUGGCUUCAGCAGCAGGGAAUUAUGAGCUGGUCAGUUUGUUACUGAGCAGGGGCGCAGACCCUCUCCUGAGUAUGCUGGAACUCAAUGGGAUGUCGUCAUCGCUUCACGAAGACAUGAAUUGCUUUAGUCACUCAGCAGCGCAUGGGCACAGAAACGUGCUACGCAAGCUCCUCACUCAGCCCCAGCAGUCGAAGGGGGAUGUUCUGUCACUGGAGGAGAUUUUAGCUGAGGGAGUGGAGAGUGACACCUGCAGCCAGGACAGCUCCAGCGAGGGCCAGGUCAGGCUGUGUAAAACCAGGAUGAAGGCCCUUCAGGAAGCCAUGUACUACAGUGCUGAGCAUGGCUAUGUUGACAUCACCAUGGAGCUCAGGGUACUUGGAAUCCCAUGGAAGCUUCACAUGUGGAUUGAGUCAUUACGGACAACCUUCUACCAGUCACGCUUUUCUGUCGUGCAGAACCUCUUAAGGGAGUUUGUCACUAUUAAGGAGGAUGACUAUAACGAAGAACUGGUUAACGAAGGGCUACAGCUAAUGUUUGAUAUCCUCAAAACCAGCAAAAAUGAGUCUGUUAACCAGCAGCUUGCAGCCAUCUUUACCCACUGCUACGGCAGCAGUCCUAUACCAAACAUUCCUGAAAUCCACAAGACAUUGCCAGCCCGGCUUGAUCCUCACUUUCUAAACAAUAAAGAAAUGUCUGAUGUAACUUUUCUAGUGGAAGGAAAGAUGUUUUAUGCACACAAAGUCCUGCUGGUUACUGCUUCCAACAGAUUUAAGACCCUGAUGACUAAUAAAACAGAAUUAGACAGCCCAGGCAGUAAAACUGUUGAAAUCAGUGAUAUGAAAUACAAUAUUUUCAAGAUGCUGAUGCAAUAUUUAUAUUAUGGAGGAACAGAAUCAAUGGAAAUUCCCACAGCUGAUAUUCUAGAGCUGCUGUCAGCUGCCAGCCUGUUUCAACUAGAUGGCCUCCAAAGACACUGUGAGAUCCUAUGUGCCCAGACCAUCAGCAUGGAGAGCUCUGUUAGCAUCUAUAAAUAUGCAAAGAUUCACAAUGCACCUGAACUGGCCUCAUUUUGCGAGGGAUUCUUCCUCAAACACAUGAGCUCUUUGUUGGAGCAGGACUCGUUCCGACAGCUCAUCUAUGGCAGGAACAGUAAGGUGCAGGGUCUGGACCCUCUGCGAGACCUACAGACAACACUGGCCAGUCGACUGCAUUCUAUUUACAUCACCUCAAGAGUGUGAGGCAGUCACACUAGGGAAUCAUACCACACUGGCAUGGGACCUUAUCCAGCUGGGGCUUCUAGGUCUGUCUUAUGGAACCACCAGCUCAUGCUGAAAGUCCCCACAAGCUGAGGUCCUUACAGCAGUGAUUUCUCUGAGGAGCAAGUUAGGGUGCUGCAACUAUUCUAAUGAUGAAGGAAGUGAGGUGGCUUUUUUUGUGUGCUGUUCAGCAUGAGUGCAAUGCCAGGGCACCACCACCAGGAAAAACUGAGGCAGCCAGUGAGGAGCCUGGCCUGAAGAGUGGAUCUACAUUGCCGUUUUCAUGAGUACAAGGUGAAAGCAUCUAGGGAAAACAAAAAGCAAAAGCAGCAGAGCAAGGCUUAACACUGGGGCUCUUUCUAACAUGCUAGUCUAAAACCAUCUUAUCUGCAAACCCCAUCAGGUUGAUGCGUACAUACACGCACACACACACACGGUGCUUUUAAAAGAGUGCAUUGAGAGUCCUCCAAUCCCCUAGCCCUCUGAGCAUUGAGUCAUGUGACUUGGCAUGUAUAGUAAGUAGCAUACUCAUACUACCCCUGUAGCUACAAAGACAUUUUCACAUGGCAAAAGACUAGCAUACAUUCUUUGCAUCUUAAGACACAAAUGUUGUCAUCCACAAAGCUGAUGGGUGGUGAGAGAUUGUUAAGCCUCUACAACUAUCUAUUUACAGUAGCAUCAUCUUUGGAGAUUUUAGCAGAGUUUUGAUCUACUUGUCUGUAUUCAGUGGGGACCAACUGUCAAAUGAUGUGGGCCCAUUUGGAAAGAAAAUAGUGCUACUGAUUUACACUGUAAAGGUUUGAUCAAAUAUUUUGUGGUGUCCCAAGUCAUCCCCAUUUUAACAGUCUGGGAAUGGCACAUGCAGCACUGAUGAAAUAAAAGGAGGUGGUUUUCAAAAAUGCAAUAGCAGGAGCUGUAGGAAAGCCAGGUAUUCUGUGUAGCACCUAGACGCCAUUAAAGCCAACCGGGACUGUACAAGCUAAUUAUGUACACUCUUGCUGGAGGUGGGGUUGUAUAGACACACGUGCAUGAGAGGAAGGCCUGAAUUUUAAUAUCAGUCUGGCAUAAAUCUGAGGUCUUGGACAAGUCACAUCUCUCUUUGGCUGUGGAAAUGGAAGUAGUGGGGAGGAUACUUCCUAACAUCCACUACUUCCCUAAGAGCAGGAGAAAGGGGAAGUACUGCAUCAUGCUUGCACACAUUAACUUACCUAUGCCCUCUACAUCUAAAACAUUUUGUUACAGUACUUAACUAGAUACUUCAACCCUAGCACACAAGAUUCACCAUGUUUUCUUGGCUUGCAAGGGGCAGAAACUUUUUUUAAAUACACACACAGGCUUUGGAAACAGAUAUAAGAGGUCUACUUGUCACUAUUAGCUAAAACACACCCACUAUAACCAUUCCCUGCUGGUCUUUUGGCACAUAUGGAAAGUAUUAGCUAAAAUGCUUCAUUUUAGGCUGCAGGGGGAGAAAAAGCUUUCAGAGAUAAAGUUGAUGUUUCUCGGAACUCUGAUGAAAUGCUAAACAGGCUGACAGAAGGCAGCUUGAGCUCAGCUCUGAAAAAAAAAGUCAAGGUUUGGUGGAGGAGGGGGGAAAAAAGGGGCCUCUUGCAGCUUCUCCAACAAAUUGGUCAAAAGCUAAGGUCCCGACAGGCUUGUAAAUCACAAGCCAAGUGUGUGACAGGGAGCUUCGCUAGUCAGGAACCCAUGAACUGAUAGACAAAUUAUCAGUUGGAACCUGGCUGGGAGCACCAACUGGUCUGACUUGUUAAAUACACAGUUCAGAAGAACACCAGCUUCAUUAACCCUAUUUAUUCUUAGAAAGCCAGAGGCUGUUCUAGGCUUGUGGCUGGAAGACACCCUAUAAAGGACAUCCAGGAAAAUAUUUCAAAGAGCUGCUCCAGAUAUCUGUACAAAAGCAUAGGUCCAGUUUUAUUGCUGUAAUGUGUGUUAACUGUACAUUGUCAUUUAUGUAAAGGUAACAGGAUUUUGCUAACAAUGUAACUAACAUUUAUGAUUGGUGUACUGACUUAUUUUAAUGAAGGGCUAUAAGGAAGUGUGUCAAUGUGAGAGAACAUACUGUUUAAGUGAGCACACACUAGGACAAAAGGUGCUUAACAGCCAGCAAGUAUGUACCUUUCCGCAUCCCCAAGUCACUAUCCUCAAGUGGAAAAGAGGGUAAUCACAUGGUAACAUUUUUCCAGUAAUGAAGACAGGGCUGUUCUGUAUAUCCAUACUACUGAGCAUAUAGGAGCAGGGGUGCAAUUUACCUUUUAUAGAUUGGAACAGUUCUGAAAAUGCCCGAUGGGCUGUAGAAAGCAUGUCAGUCCUGUCCAAGAAGGUACAAGAGAAGCAGGGGGAAGGAAUUAAGUAGCCACUUGAGGUAACACAAUGGGAUUUAGGUCUUUCCAGCCAGAGACACACUUGGUUCUUAGGCUGCU